CAUCCCCUCCACCUCUUCUUCAUUCUUCAUCUCACAAUCCCAUCCUCCUCUCCGCCAUCACCCAGAACACCGUACUUCUUCCUUCCUUCCUCGUCAAGACAAAAUAAAAAAUCAUUAGAAUCUAAUACCAUCAAUUGAUAUUCAGGAACAGGGCUGCACUUGCUGUAUCGCAUACCCCUCCUCGCCAACCAUGUCCUUCAACCAGAAGCCUGCCUCGACGUCCACAUCGUCCUCCUUCGCCGUCAACGUUAACCCUCGACGUCAGAGCUCAUACGGACACAUCAUGGCCGGAACCGGUGGACUACCCUCCACCCACACUGCCGCCAUCAAGUCAUCAAUCGCUGCCGCGGCUUCUGCAUCCGCAUCUGCGAACAGCGGUCACCCCAACUCUCCACCGAAUCAUACUAACAGCACCAAGCGUCUGAGUGGACUACACCUCCUCAAUCCACUGCAGCAUUCCCAGCACAGGAAUCAAUCCCUCAAGGCCCGAGUCUCAAGGAUAUGUCCCACCCUAAUCCACGGAUCGCCGCGCAGGAAACGCAGCAUGCUGAUCAUGCUCUGUACCGGAGGGAUCGUCAUUUUGAUCUAUUUCUUAUCUGCCUGGGACAUCAGGAUCUCCUCCCCCUCCUCCUCCACCUUCAGUCAAUUGUCUUCAUCAGCGUCACAGCUUCAGCAACGCUCCAGCAACAUCGACAGCAACAACAACAACGAUAAAAAAAUUAUCGCGCCAAAAGAACCGGUCGUAUACAAAAACCCAGACGGCUCAGAGAUGGAUCCUAGAUCCGUUUUCAUGAUUCGGGAUUUCGACGCACCCGUGUGCCAGCAGGCCUUUGCUGAAGGCGAACACGCCUUGCCGAAGGAGAUCAAACUGGAACGGGAGCGAGUCCGCAUCGAGGACUGGAAACAGAUUACAAGAGAAAACGCCUGGACAUUGUCUCUCGCCUGGAAGAGGUCGCUCAAGCAGAUUCUUCCCAACUGGAAAGAAUACAGCCCAGGAUGGAUUGGUCAAGGUAUCGUGUUAAGCGCGUUCCCCGACGGCGAUGGCAAGGACACGGUUUCGAACACGCUGGUCCAAAUCGGACUGAUCCGAAGCAUCUCCUCAAUCCCGAUCGAAGUUUGGUUCGAGCGAGCAGACGAUGUAUCGGAGGAGCUGCACGAGAUGAUCGCGUCCUGGGGUGCGGUCGUCAGGUCUUUGAACGAGGAUACUUCAACGGUGAGCGACGCUUUUGUGCAGUCAUCAGACAGCGACGAUCUUGCCUCAGGGGCGACGAACACACCUAUCAGCAGCUUGAAUAUCCAAGGGUUCAAAUCGAGGGUUGGCAGGAACCCGGGCCUGCUACAGAAGGCCAUGACGGUCGCAGCGCUCAUCAACUCUGGAUUCGAGGAUAUUAUUUAUUUUUCACCCUCGACCCUUCCGAUGCAGUCCCCAAGGAUCGUAUUCCAGCACCCUGAUUACAUUCGGACAGGCGCCGUGUUCUGGCAACACCCCUCCGCCGUACCAGCACACGACAAUCCUAUCUGGCCCAUCAUUCAGUCCGACUGCGAACCUACCUCGUAUGAGCAAUCCUGGAGCGCGUUCGCUCUCAGACAUAAGGACUCAUGGAAGAGUCUUUUCUUGGCCUGGCACUGGCUCACCGGAUCCGAUCAUGCCACCUACGAAAAACUCUUUGGCCAGCAAGGUAAUGACCUCCUUCGUCUCGCGUGGAUGGCCGUCAGAAGACCCUAUAAGAUUGUCGACAGGAUGCCUCAAGCUGGCCUUUUGGACCUGUCCCGAUCCAAGGGUGACGGCGUUGGCUGUAACCUCGGAUCGAGUCUAUACCCAGCUCUCGGAGCCGAUGUCUUGGCGGACCCUGGUAAAUAUGCGCAGGACCAGAAUCGCCAGAACCGUCUGUUCCAGCAGCGCUACCGAUAUGGCAGCCAUGACGAAUUUUUCAUCGAGAAUCGUAACGUGAUGAUGGUCGACACUAGUCUGGAUAGCUCACUGGUCCAUGCAGGAUCGAACGAUCAGCAUAUCCACCAGGCCCUGAAGGACGCGCUGGGCGCGCACAGGGACCCAACACGGCUGGUAUUCACCGAUAUUUAUGCUGCGGGAGCACACGGACGCGUGUGUUUGAGGAUCACCCGUAAAUUGAAGGGUCACCAGCAUGAGUAAGAGCACUCGGAUGAGGCACAACAACAUGUAAGCAAUAAAGGAUCAGCGUUUAUCGAUAAAUACAGAGGACAUUUUGAAUAAUAAUAAUAGUAAUAGUAGUAAUAGUACACGAGAAUGGUAGCAUAUACGUCUAUGUUGACCGAAACCGGCGCCGUUUGUGGGAGAUGCAAAUAGUCGGUAUAGAAGCAGCAGCAACUCUCCCCCCCACGAGUGCAGCGCUCGUGAAUGAAAUUAAUUUCCUGAAGAACUCAAACGAAAGGUAGGUACGCUCGACAAUGUGGACACUCGAGUUUGAUCCGCAUCC
Messenger RNA from Gamsiella multidivaricata, 2456 nucleotides. Its product is annotated as mannosyltransferase putative-domain-containing protein. The transcript has a single exon. The coding region runs from base 191 to 2152 and encodes 653 amino acids. Gene Ontology annotation, molecular function: alpha-1,2-mannosyltransferase activity. Gene Ontology annotation, biological process: mannan biosynthetic process. Gene Ontology annotation, cellular component: Golgi apparatus. NCBI's taxonomy places the organism in Eukaryota, Fungi, Mortierellomycota, Mortierellomycetes, Mortierellales, Mortierellaceae. The record is from RefSeq and is a predicted model, not a curated record.